Molecule: messenger RNA, 3066 nt
Organism: Quercus robur (English oak)
Lineage: Eukaryota; Viridiplantae; Streptophyta; Magnoliopsida; Fagales; Fagaceae
Product: receptor-like protein 7
Exons: 2
Coding region: 1-3066 (1021 amino acids)
Molecular function (GO): protein binding
Source: RefSeq, a predicted model, not a curated record
AUGACAAAAGCAGUGACCUUUAUCAAUUACGGAGAAAUAGCAACAACUUUUGACUGUCGUCCCAUGCAAAACCGAGUUGUUUUUGGUCCACCAGUACUUGACACAGGAGUAACCUGCAGCGAGGGACGUGUUGUCGGUCUCUACCUCGACAACGAACCAAUCUUUGGUAAACUUGACAGUUCAAGUAGCCUUUUCCGUCUUCAUCAUCUACAGUACCUGAGUUUGGCUGGUAACGACUUCCGUUAUUCUUGUAUUCCACCGGAAUUCGGAAAUCUGACAAAUUUGAUUUAUUUGAAUUUGUCACAAACUAGAUUUAUUGGUCAAAUUCCCAUUGAGAUUUCGCGCCUCACAAGGUUAGUUACUCUCGAUUUGUCUUACAUUUUUAAUGAUGAAGAUCAGAACCCGGUGGAACUUGAGAACCCAAAUUUAGCUACACUGGUGCAGAACCUUACGUGCCUUACGGAACUUUAUCUUGAUUAUGUAAUUAUAUCAUCGCAAGGGAAUGAUUGGUGUCAGGCCUUAUCAUCUUCGCUGCCAAAUCUAAGAGUGUUGAGCAUGUCAUAUUGUGAUCUUCGGGUGCCUCUUGAUUCCUCCUUACAGAAGCUUCAGUCUCUAUCCGUAGUUAAUCUCUGCAGUAACAAUUUUUCUGCUCCAAUUCCAGAAUUUUUUGCAGAUUUUAGAAAUUUGACUUUCUUCGAUCUCAGUUAUUGUGGAUUGAAUGGACAAUUUCCAAAAAAGAUCUUCCAGGUUCCAACACUACAGACGGUAGACUUAUCAGGUAAUGAACUACUUCAAGGUUCUUUGCCAGAAAUUUAUCCAAAUGGUUCUCUUCAGUCACUGCAGCUUAGCGGUUCAAAAUUUUCAGGGACACUUCCUGAUUCUAUUGGCAACCUUAAAAGGUUAUCUGAAAUAUAUCUUACAGGGUGCAAUUUCACUGGAUCAAUCCCAAACUCCUUGUCAAACCUUACUCAAUUGGUUUAUUUGGACAUGUCAUCAAAUUACUUCACCGGAUCAAUUCCAUCAUUCAGCAUGGCAAAGAACCUGAUCAUGAUAAAUCUUUCUUAUAAUCAUUUGACAGGUCAGAUUACUGAAGGGAGUAUUCCAGCAUCUCUUUUUUCCCUUCCAUCAUUGCGAACGUUGCUUCUUGGCAACAACCAUUUUUCUGGUCAACUCCAUGAAUUUUCAAAUGUUUCUUCCUUCCUGUUGGAAAAACUUGAUUUGAGUAGCAACUACUUGGAAGGGCCAAUUCCCAUGUCUAUCUUUGAACUCCAAGGUCUUCAAGACCUAACACUUUCUUCAAACAACUUUAAUGGCUCUUUACAGCUUAAUGUGAUUCAGCAGUUGAGAAAUCUUACCUAUCUGGAUCUUUCCAAUAACAACUUGUUGACUGAAUAUAAUGGAACUAAUUCCUCACUAUCCUCCUUCCCCCAAAUUAUUAGAUUGAAUUUGGCUUCUAACAAGUUGAAAACAUUUCCUGAAUUCUUGAGACACCAAGCCAAUUUAGAACAUCUAGACCUUUCAGAGAACCAAAUACAUGGGGAGAUACCCAACUGGUUUUGGAAAAUUUCUAUACCUAAUUAUGUAAAUCUCUCCUGUAACUACCUUGAGGGACCUUUAAACAAUCUUUCUUCAACAACUUUCCUAGACCUUAGCUCCAACCAACUCCAGGGACAACUCCCAACUCCCCUUCCAUAUUGUUAUUAUUUGGACUUGUCAAGGAAUAAUUUCUACUCUGUUAUACCAGAGCUAGACUUUUUAUGGAGUCUCGACUCUGAUAGUGCUUUCUUAUCUCUUUCGAGCAAUAAAUUCCAUGGGCAAAUCCCUGAAUCAAUAUGCAAUGCUGCAGCUCUUGGAGUUCUAGAUCUGUCUAAUAAUUCCAUAAAUGGAACAAUUCCCCAAUGCUUGUUGUCUUCAACGAGUAAUACUUUAAAGGUUUUGAAUCUAAGGAGAAACAAACUCAUUGGCAAAAUCUCUGAUACAUUUCCAAGCAAUUGUAGUUUACAAACUCUAAAUGUCAACACAAACCUACUGGAAGGAGUGGUACCAAAGUCUCUCGCCAAUUGCACAAAUUUGGAGGUAUUGGACAUUGGGAACAACAAGAUACAUGAUUCCUUCCCUUGUCACUUGAAGGGCAUGUCUAAUUUGCAUGUCCUAGUCUUGCAUUCGAACAAAUUUUAUGGAUCUGUUGGUUGUGGAAGGUCAAAUGUUACUUGGCCGAUUCUUCAAAUUGUAGACCUAGCCUCUAACAACUUUAGUGGUAGGCUAUCAAUAAAAUCCUUGGCUAACUCAAAGUUAAUGAUGGCUGAUAAUGAGGCUCAAUCAGGGCUCAAUUACCUCCAAUUUGAUCCUAGGGAAUACAAUGAAGGUAGUUAUUAUUAUCAAGAUGUAAUAACAGUUACCAUUAAAGGUCAGAUAAUUGAGUCGGUGAAGAUUCUUACUAUUUUCACUUCAAUUGACCUUUCAAGCAACAAUUUUGAAGGGCCAAUACCAGAAGAAAUAGGAGUACUCAAAUCCUUGCAUAUUCUCAACUUGUCACACAAUUCUUUCACAGGCCAAAUCCCACCAUCUUUGGGAAAAUUAAGUCAACUCGAGUCACUAGACUUAUCAAACAACAAGCUUGGUGGUGAGAUCCCUGUGCAACUUGCAGAUAGUCUUACUUUCCUUGCAGUCUUAAACCUUUCAUUCAAUCAAUUAGUGGGGCCAAUUCCAUACAUCAAGCAAUUUGCAACAUUUUCGGAAACUUCCUACGAAGGGAACAAAGGACUAUAUGGGUGUCCUUUGAAGACAAAAUGCACAUCUACAGAGCCACGAUCACCACCUCCAACAUUUGAAGAAAGUAACUCAAAUUCUCGGCCUUUGAUUGACUGGAAUUUCCUAAGUGUAGAGCUGGGAUUUGUUUUUGGCUUUGGGAUGGUCAUUUGGCCGAUUAUGUUUUGUAAGAGGUGGAGGAUUUGGUAUUGCAAACACGUUGAUGACAUUUUAUUCAGAAUCUUCCCACAGCUGUACCUUGGAGGAAAACAAUACCGUGGAAUCCGAGCACAAAGGAAUGCGGGGCAGAGGCAUUAG